CUUAUGCUCAGUGCGGGCGGCCGGGAGCUCAGUGCUGUGCGGACCGCGGUUCGGCUGGAUGAUUCCUCGGACGCUUUGGAUUAUCGCUGUGUGUUGUGCCCGGGGAGGCUGAGGACGCGGUACCGGAGGAGCUGGCUUGUCUCUGGGGCUUUCUGCAUGUCCGCGGUGUUGGAUGGUGACAUUUCGUACGACCCCUUGAAGACGGUGUAGAGCCGGGAGGACUGGGCUUGUAAAUGGAUCGCCAAGCUAGCCUGAUCUCCAUCUGGCUGCAACUGGAGCUCUGUGCCAUGGCCAUACUGCUCACUAAAGGAGAAAUCCGAUGCUACUGUGACGCUCCGCACUGUGUUGCAACUGGAUACAUGUGUAAAUCGGAACUGAACGCCUGCUUCUCCAGGCUGCUGGACCCGCAGAACCCCAAUUCACCCCUCACACACGGCUGCCUGGACUCUAUUGCAAAAACGACAGAGAUGUGCAAAGCCGCCCCAGACGAGAAGAGCGGCGCCACCGUGCCCAAACUGGAGUGUUGCCACGAGGACAUGUGCAAUUACAGAGGUCUUCACGAUGUUCUCCCCCACCCCAAGAGUGAAACAUCAGGUGGUGGUAGCAAGUACCAACACGAAAGCACAAGGAACCUCAUCACAAAGGUCCAAGAGCUUACGUCCUCCAAAGAACUGUGGUUUAGAGCUGCUGUCAUCGCCGUGCCCAUUGCUGGUGGAUUGAUAUUGGUGCUUCUCAUAAUGCUUGCGCUAAGGAUGCUCCGCAGCGAGAACAAGCGAUUACAGGACCAAAGACAACAGAUGCUCUCCAGACUGCACUACAGCUUUCACGGACACCAUUCCAAAAAGGGACAAGUGGCCAAGCUAGACUUGGAGUGCAUGGUACCAGUGACGGGCCAUGAAAACUGUUGCUUGACUUGUGAUAAAAUGAGGCACACCGACCUCGGCAAUGACAAAAUCAUAUCUUUGGUUCAUUGGGGGAUGUAUAGUGGGCAUGGAAAGCUGGAAUUUGUAUGACCACAUUGAGGAGGCGUAGGAGGAUCCAGUAGACUUCGCCUUACUCGGUUCUGCUGGAUAGAAGCACUUUAUCUUUUUUUACAAAGACAUUAAACUUUCAUCCUAGGAGAAAUAUGGGAUCUUGCGCAGGCAGAAUACCUGAUGUUACUUGUGAAAGAUUCCUGAAGACGUCUUAUUUGCACAAGGGUGAAGCCGAGGACUUAUUUGAGUUAUUUCUUUAAACUAAUGCAGGAAGCGAGAUGUAGAGGUUGUACACACUGUCACCAAUGUUUUCUUACAUUUGGGGAGCUAAUAUUGGUCAUUGAAAUAAACUGUACACAAUGUACAUGUUUCUAUAUGUUUAAUGUAAAGAUUUUUUUUUUUUAAAUAUAUAUAUUUUGUCUGAAA
Molecule: messenger RNA, 1400 nt
Organism: Bufo gargarizans (Asiatic toad)
Lineage: Eukaryota; Metazoa; Chordata; Amphibia; Anura; Bufonidae
Gene: BAMBI
Product: BMP and activin membrane bound inhibitor
Exons: 3
Coding region: 234-1013 (259 amino acids)
Biological process (GO): positive regulation of canonical Wnt signaling pathway; transforming growth factor beta receptor signaling pathway; negative regulation of transforming growth factor beta receptor signaling pathway
Molecular function (GO): frizzled binding
Source: RefSeq, a predicted model, not a curated record